Messenger RNA from Capsella rubella, 1547 nucleotides. RefSeq names its product F-box protein SKIP17. The coding region runs from base 47 to 1384 and encodes 445 amino acids. The transcript is spliced from 12 exons. The record is from RefSeq and is a predicted model, not a curated record. Gene Ontology annotation, molecular function: protein binding. NCBI's taxonomy places the organism in Eukaryota, Viridiplantae, Streptophyta, Magnoliopsida, Brassicales, Brassicaceae.
AAAAAAAAAAAAAAAAAAAAAUUAGAAAAGGGAGAAAAUCUCUGUCAUGGAACCUCAAAACCCCAACAAGCGACUUUGCAGAAUCCAAAACCCAGACCCUAAUUUCGAGCAGAACGACGUCGAUCUGAUUAUAUCUUCCUUCCUCUCGUUGCCGGACUUGCCUUCGUUACCCUCGCCGCUAUCCUUUAGCUCCUCCUUCGAUCGAGCGGUUGAGAAAUUGUUCGAAGCUUCCGGCGGCGAUGACUCCGUUCACGAUCGUCUCACUGAUCGAACACUCCAACUCGCGUCGCUUCUCCAAGAGUCCACCAAAAGGUUAUAUCGUAAGCGCGCUUCUUUCCACAAUUCCAAUUCCUGGCAACUCCCUCAUGAACUCACCAUUAAGGUCUUUUCGAUGGUUGAUACAAAAUCUCUGAUGCAAGUUUCAGCUUGUUGCACCUUGUUCAAAAAAGCUGCCAUGGACUCUUUUUGUUACUCCCACAUUGACUUGACAACUGUAAAUGUUGGAAAUAGAGUUGUGCGUAGUAUGAUCCUUAAUGCUGGAAAAGAACUCAGAUCCCUAAAAGUUGGUUUCCCGGAUGAAUCUACGGAAUUGUUGCUUUCAGAAUCUUGUCUUGCGGCACUAUCCUAUAAUCAUGGUUUUCUUGGGAAUCUCUUGACAAGCCUACACAUUUACAAUCUCAAAUGGUCGGAAAAGAAGUCCUCAUGUGGUGUGUUAUCGCCCUGCUCAAAUCUAACCGAUUUGAAGAUUGUUCGAUUGGAUGUUGAGUCAUUAAAUAGCGUAUUAAAUUUUCUCACAAGAAAAUGUCAGCAUCUGUUCUUAGAGAAACAGAUUGACUCUGUUAGAUCGAACAGUAUAUGUGGUUUGUCCUUUGAGAGAAACUGCCCCAGUAUAACUUCCCUAUCACUUAUAGGUUUUGACUUAAGUGAUAGGAAGGCCUACCUUCUUUUUAAGGGUUUACGUAAGCUCAAGUACCUGAACCUAUCCAGAACAGAUAGAAUCAAAGGACGCUUUUUGAGGGAUGUGAGCCAUGACUGUCAGGACUCUCCGCUCGAGACUCUGAUAUUGCGAGAUUGCGGUUCCCUAGAGGAGAGAAAUGUUUGCCGGUUUUUGAAUUCGUUACUCAUAGGACACUUCAAAUUCAUUCGACACAUUGACGUUUCAAAUAACAGGGGACUGAUUUAUGGCGGCAGGAGAUGUAGCAAACCAGUGUUUCCUCUGGAAAAGCUGAAUGAAGAAAGACCAGGUCUCACUUUUGUGGCAGAAUUUAAAUCACCAUCAUGGUCUUCAUCAUCAUCUUCAUCGUCUUCAUCUUCUUCAUCGUCUUCAUCGUCCUCAAGCUCAGAAGAUUCUUCUUCCAGCGAGGACGAGGACGAAGACGACUGACGUGUGACCUGCUUGUGAAGGUGUGAUAAUGGUCUCGUCUUCUUCUUUUAAUUUUUCAACUAUGGUCUAAAAAACCUUGUUGGAUCGUGCAUUCUACUUCAAAUAUCAUCUUUUAGUUACCCAAAGUAUAUGCUAUCUAGUCUAUAUUUGUUUGAUUUAAAUA